AUCAAAUCCCAGCAGAGUGAAGUAACCAGAAUCCUUGAUGGGAAAAACAUCAAGUACGAGCUGGUGGAUAUCUCCCAGGACAACGCUCUCCGGGAGGAGAUGAGGGCGAAGGCAGGCAACCCCAAAGCCAUCCCACCCCAGAUCGUCAACGGAGACCACUACUGCGGGGAUUAUGAGCUCUUUGUGGAAGCGGUGGAGCAAAACACCCUGCAGGAGUUCCUGAAGCUGGCCUGAGCCCUGGGCUCCCCUCCCAUCCUGGACUCUACCUGCAUUCCUGAGCACCCUCAUCUCCGACCACCUUCACUUCCAGGUUGUCAGCGCUGUCCUGGCACCGUGACCUUUAUCCCAGCAUAGGGAAUCCCAUGACCAAAACUACUCAUUGCAGCUGCCUACGAUUCCCUCCUGCCUAACCCUAAUAUCAUCUCAGAGGGAUCCAAAGAAAGUCUGACGCUCGCUGCGCAUGGCCUUUGAACAAAGCUGGGUCUGGCUCACACCGCAGCUUCCAGUGCCUCUGUAAACAGCAAAACCUCUGGGGCUGUGCGAAGUGCAGCCAUCUGCCGGCCCUCUCCUCUGCAGGGAGAGCUUCUGCUUCAGGAGGGAAGGGCUUAGGGUUGCAUGUUACUUCCCACUUCUCCCAGUUGCUGUUAAAAUUGUAAAUCCUGCUGCCUCACUUCCUUUAUUUU
Messenger RNA from Fulmarus glacialis (Northern fulmar), 683 nucleotides. RefSeq names its product SH3 domain binding glutamate-rich protein like 3 (gene SH3BGRL3). The record is from RefSeq and is a predicted model, not a curated record. NCBI's taxonomy places the organism in Eukaryota, Metazoa, Chordata, Aves, Procellariiformes, Procellariidae. Gene Ontology annotation, cellular component: cytoplasm. The annotation marks the transcript as partial. The transcript is spliced from 2 exons.